AAAAGACAGCUGGAAAAUCGGUGGCGAUAUAGAUGUUAAAGCUAUAAAUAUAAGCGAGCGAUUAAUUGGAUUAGGUACGUCGAUCCAUGAGACAAGUAAUUAAGUAGAUAAGUAUUGGAUUAGGGACAUAGCUUGUGUUAUUUGCUCUGUAAAAUCAAUGAGACAAUGCCAUGUGACUUGCAAAAGAUGAAGAAAUGUAAGGCUGUUAAGGAUUCAUAUGACAUUUGAGGUUGUUCUAGCUAAUACAAAUGGGACAUAAAUGGACACACCAUCUUUACAUUAAUUGGUUUUGAGUCUAACCCUUGCAUGACCACCAAGGGAUUAAUUGUCUCAACCAUGUUCAAUAUCAAGAUCACCAAUCAUAUUAUUUUCAAAUCUUUUGCUGCCCUUCAAUUUGAUUAUAGACGAAAAGGUAGGGCAUGAAGGUAUUAUAACCAGUAGACAUAAUACCUUAUUUUCUGAUUGUUUGAAGACAAUGUCACAUGACACUUACAUGGCUUAUGUCCUAACCAAGAUUAAUCUUGACCACUCACUCAAAUCUUCCAUAUACUUACUCAUCAUCUAUAUAUAUCUCUACACUUUUAUAUCUCUAGCAAACUCAACCAUACACAGCAAUACCUUUCACUUAAACUACUCCACGUUAUUCACAAAGCUACAUCCAAAGAAAUCAGUAUGGCCAGACAUUUUGCUGCUGUUCUCGCCAAGCAAAUUCUUCGCAGAUCUGCAAACAAAGCUCACUCGGCAUCUUCGAAUGUGCCAAAAGGUUGCCUAACAGUUUACAUUGGAGAGACAGAGCAAAAGAGAUUUAUAGUUCCAGUGUCCUAUCUUAACGAGCCUGCAUUUCAAGAUCUGUUACGUAAAGCAGAAGAGCAGUUUGGUUUUGAUCAUCCAAUGGGAGGUUUGACAAUUCCCUGCAGAGAAGAGACUUUCAUUAACGUCACUUCUAGAUUGAGUAGACAGUAAAGAUCAACACACCGAAUAGUAUAGUGUCGUAAAAAAACAAUUUUGUUAUGGUAGAACAGGCCAAACCAAUGUAAAUACGAAAUACUUCUUUUUAUACAGUAUAAGAUUUUUUCUUGCCAAAUGACGAAAAUUAUUGCAAUUUGUGAAUUAAUGCCCUGAAAGUUUCUCAAGACAAUUUUACAAUUUAUUAACAGUUACACAGGGUGGCAACAACAAGACUGUGUUUGUAACUGCACAUAAAAAAUGAAGAAGCGUCAUUUAUUAGAA
Messenger RNA from Mercurialis annua (annual mercury), 1230 nucleotides. Its product is annotated as auxin-responsive protein SAUR23-like. NCBI's taxonomy places the organism in Eukaryota, Viridiplantae, Streptophyta, Magnoliopsida, Malpighiales, Euphorbiaceae. Gene Ontology annotation, biological process: response to auxin. The record is from RefSeq and is a predicted model, not a curated record. The transcript has a single exon. The coding region runs from base 673 to 963 and encodes 96 amino acids.